Formica exsecta is the source of this 4976-nucleotide messenger RNA. RefSeq names its product MOB kinase activator-like 1 (gene mats). The record is from RefSeq and is a predicted model, not a curated record. Gene Ontology annotation, biological process: positive regulation of protein phosphorylation; hippo signaling. Gene Ontology annotation, molecular function: protein kinase activator activity. Lineage: Eukaryota; Metazoa; Arthropoda; Insecta; Hymenoptera; Formicidae. The transcript is spliced from 5 exons. Bases 372 to 1025 code for a protein of 217 amino acids. Gene Ontology annotation, cellular component: cytoplasm; nucleus.
CGUGACUCUAGUCGGGUCGGCGCAAACGCCGUCUUAUUUUCGCGAGGAAAGGAUUAUAACGUGAGUGAAGCCGGACGAACAGUAAACGGACAACAUACAGCGGACAACGGCGAUUCGUCAUCCCGGUACGACAGCGUGAAGCAACGUUUGCGAGACACAGGGAGGGAAAGCAUCGCGAGGAUCGCGAGUGCGGCGGGCGAUUGACUGGCAACGACGUCGCCGUCGUCGUCGUCGUCUGCUAUCGUCGGACAAACAUCGCCGUCAUCGCGUCCGUUGUCUCCUUAUCGCAACGCAGAGUAGAUCGAAGUGUAAAAAACGGAGCGAGAGUAGAGUGAUCCAGCUACAACUAUAUAUACGACGAGCCCACCACAAUGAGCUUCCUAUUUGGGAGCAGGUCUUCAAAGACCUUUAAACCAAAGAAGAACAUUCCUGAAGGCACACAUCAAUAUGAUUUGAUGAAACAUGCCGCAGCCACAUUGGGUUCUGGAAAUUUGCGAUUGGCUGUUAUGCUCCCCGAAGGGGAAGAUUUGAACGAGUGGGUGGCCGUUAAUACUGUUGAUUUUUUCAAUCAAAUCAAUAUGCUUUAUGGCACCAUCACGGAAUUUUGCACGGAGGAGAGUUGUCCCAUUAUGUCAGCUGGACCAAAGUACGAGUAUCAUUGGGCUGAUGGUCAUACAGUGAAGAAACCCAUCAAAUGCUCAGCACCCAAGUACAUAGACUACUUGAUGACCUGGGUGCAGGAUCAAUUAGACGACGAGACUCUAUUUCCAUCUAAAAUCGGAGUUCCUUUUCCGAAAAAUUUCUUAUCAAUCGCAAAAACCAUUCUAAAACGGUUAUUCAGAGUAUAUGCCCACAUUUAUCAUCAGCAUUUCAGCGAAGUCGUGCAGCUCGGCGAGGAGGCACACUUAAAUACAUCAUUCAAGCAUUUUAUAUUUUUUGUUCAGGAAUUCAAUCUGAUCGAGAGAAGAGAGUUGGCGCCUCUGCAAGAGCUAAUAGAAAAAUUGACGGCAAAAGAUGCACGAUGAGUCUGCCUAUCGUCUGCGAGCUACUCGUCUCUUCAAAACCUCUCCAAAGAAUCUCUCAACGCUAUCUUUGCCAACUCGCACGUGUAAUCACAUUAUUUAUCCACUAAUCGCUAAUCUUACCAUCUGUCUCUGUCUCCAAGUAGGAAACGCAAGCGCAUCGCCGUUUCGGAAAUAAGUGACUGAUAAUAAGAAUGAAUAAUUACAGUGUUUGCUUCAAAACUUCAUUUUUUUUUACGGCGGUGUAUUCUGUAUACUUGCUGGAUCCAUAUACACAUGCGUACACAGUCACCAUCAAGUGGAUAAAGAUAACCAAUUUUGAGAUACAUCUGAUUUCGUGACAUAUUGCUUUUUUCGAAUGCUUUCCAAAUACGUUUCAUUGUUGAUUGUAAUUUAUUGCACCUUAUCAAGCGCUGACAUGCGAGAGAGAGAGAGAGAGAGAGAGAGAAAGAGAUAAUCGGAUUGUCCAAAAGUGCGUGUUGGUACAAAGCGUAAGCUUAUCUCGAAAAACAGAAACGUUUUAAAAACAUUAAGUGUAAACGUGUUCUUUUCUGCAAAUGAACAAGACCAUCGCUCACGGGUUUUGUUUGUCUCUCGGAUUUUGCAUUUUUGUUAUUAUUACCUAUUGCUAUUAUCGGAUGUAAAAAUAUUGUCUAUUAUACGAAUAUAGAGAUUAUUAAUUGUUUCAUACAGUUGCAUGUAUGAAGACAAUAGCAUAUCGUAAAUUUUGUAUGGUUACUUUUAUGUUUAAGGAUAGUUUUAUAAAUACAGUCCUAUCAUUUUUCGAAUUAACAUAUAUAUGUAUAUCCUCUGGGGUCGUAUAUAGAAAAUCGUUAAAAAAAUUAAUGCUAUCAUAUUAAUUAUGUAAUAGCUAUUUUAAGAAAUAUCAUCCUCUCUUUGUUAAGCGCUUAUAGACUUCUUUAUGUGACUAGGAUUUUUAUACGCGUUUUGUCCCCGUAGAGAGUGACAUACAUAUAUUUUCUGCUUUAGACGCUUUUAAAAUACCGGUGGUCAGACCGUUUGCGUCGUCUUGCUACAAUUUUUCGUAUAUUUUUGUUAGUUUAUUACAAUCUCGUAUUUUUUUCAAAAAAUUAAAACAUGAACUUUAUUUUGGUACAUUUGACCAAUUUUAUUAUAAAACGCGAAUGAUAACAUAUGAAAAAAACUAAUUUAUUUUGAGAGAAGAAUGAACGUAUUUUUCAUUUUUGACGUUAUAAUCCAAUAUGAUUAUAGUGAGGAAACAGAAGUCUUAACGAAAAAAAUAUUAAUCGAAUCUAUCUCUUUUCUGAACGCUUAUUGAUGUAAUGCAAUGUUUUAUGACGCAUAUUAUGCACGUAUUUGGCUUUGUUUUUCUUAUAUUUUACCGCCUAAUUGAAUUUUCACUACAAUGAAGAAUUUUUAUCGAGUAGCACUCUAAUCGUCACAAAGUUCGAAUCACAACAUCUGGCACUUCGAUUACUUUUAUAUAGUCAAUACUUAAUGAAUAAUAUUAUAACACUAUACAAUGUUUGGUCUAAUUACAUACCGCGAAUUGCUGCAAAAAUCUUAAAUAUCACUAAUAAUCGAUGAAUAUCGCCAACUAUUAGCCACUUCUGUACAUAAGAUGCUUUACUUCUUCACGAAUGUAUCAAGCAAUUCGUCAUUUUUUUCGGCAAACUAUGAUAACAAUAAAUUUUUAAGGAGAUUCCAAAGUGCUAAGAGAAAGUGUUUUAAAAGAAACAAAAAUAUUUUUUUCAUUGUAGUAGACGUUAAAAAUUCGAUCGUGCGAACUUCGUAUAUAUGUAUCUAUGUAUAUGUGCGUGUGUGUGUGCGCGCGUGCGUGUUUUUUUGCAAGCUUUUUAUAUAUAAAUACGGCUUUUUUAUGAAAAACUUAGGCUUUUUAUAAGACGCUUUUUAAAAAUGUUUUAUAAAAAUUGCUAAGUCUUUCUAUAAAAAGGUUGAUUUUGUACAAAAGGUCUGCAAUAUAUACGUAUAUGUGCGCAUCAUAUACCAUGCAUAUACAUAUAUGUAUAUACGCACACACGUCGACGUAUUUUAGUAUAACGAUAAUGCCGAGAUUACGAUGAACUUAACGUAAAGGGAAGCGACGGGACGUGAGCUGAAAGAGUCACAUGAACAUAUUCCGACUACACGAAACACGAUGACAAAGCUUGACAUUGGCAAGCUUUUCUAUCGCGUUAAGUUCUGAUAUUUCACGUCACGUUACGUAAAGUCGAUCAUAAUCAAUCGUAUAUAAAACAACGUGUUUUAGAUUUUACGUUACUUAAUGUCCCGUCGCGUCCCGUUAUGUUAAGUUCAUCGUAAUCCCGGCUUAACAGAAUGGUGAUUGACGGCAGCGAUUUAAAGUGACAAUGCUAGUAUCGUUGUCGGGAAACGAAGACGACGCAUAUAUACGCUGAAUAUAGGCAUAAAUAAUAAUAAGAGUAAUAAUAAUAAUAUAUUCGGUACUUAAAAAAGAAUAACAAACAGCGAGAAAGAAAAAUUAAGGAGAAACUGGACGGAUCAGCUAUCUCAAAAGUUAAUAAAUCUAAUACAUCAUACGAAGAAAAUAAAAGGCAAUUAAGAGCCAGCGCGGUAAUUUGUGCGCAUAUGUUUUAUUACAAUCAAAUUACAAUGAUAUUUUGACUACGUGAUAGACAAAAUCACAAAAAGCAUACGUUUCGGUCCCUUUUUUUGGACCAUCCUCAGCGCAAUUACAAAGUAUAUAUUAUAUCAAAAGUUAAUUAGUUAGUUAAUUAAAUCUAAUACAUUUUGAGAUUUAUAAAAUUGACAUUGCGCAAAGCACUUUUAUACUUUUAAAAUAUAAAAUUAAUAAUUAAUUUGUGAGUUAAAGUAAAGAUUUGCCCUGUAGAAUAUAAUUUCACCUCAAAAUCGUAAAUAUCUUAUAUCGAACUAACUUUUUUAUAAUGAUUAUCACGAUUUUAACUGUACGACACGAAAAAAUUCAAUAAAAUAAAAAUUUUAAUUUUUAGCUGAUCCGUCUAGUUCUUCCUUAACACGCAUUCUUUGGAAGUGGUAUAAUAGCGCCCGUUCGUGAUGAACGGAGAUAGUCGCCUAGAAGAAUAUGUAUUACGUUGCGUUUUCGAUAACAUAACUGUUAUAGAUGAAUUAUUUUUGAUUCUAUAUAUUUGUACGCAUAUUAUAGAACAACAUCACGACUAUUAUUCACUCGUGUUGUUCAGACGUUUAUCUAAACGAUGAUUCUCUUAAUCGAAAAAGGACACACACGCUUCUUUUUUCUUUCGUUAACAAUUUGUUUCCAAAUUAGCCGAGAAUUUGUAUGAAAGGUUGAAAAAUUGAUACUAGAGGAAACGAAUUCGCGAAGAUAGAUAUUUUCUUCGAGCAUUCACGGAUUCUCUAUAACACCUACAGAUUUUUAUUCGAUAUAAGCAAACUAAAUUUUUGAGACAAUUUUCCGACUUCUAGCUAGAAAGAGAAUGAUAUUGAUCUUCAUGACAGUUUCUCAUCUUUGGCUCUUUUAACGUUAAAAUUCGUGCAUAAUUAAUCUCUAAGAUUGAAGAGGUGCAAGAUGGAAAAUUGACAGGAAAUUUUCUAAAUUUGAUUUGAUAUCAGUUUUGAUUGAACUUGAUCGAUAUUCGUUGUAGAGAUGUGGAUGUAUUAAUAAUUCAAUCGCGUCAGACGAAAAGAUCACUUUUAUUCUAUAAAUCUUCUAGCAAUUAUUUCUUACGCGCCAGGAAAGACGAGUUCGUUUGAAAUAAGGGUUGUAUUUUUUUUUCGAACGGCCUUUUGCGGAGAGUUCUCAGCGAUCAACUUUCCGCUUGUCUGAUAGUAACGCUAGUGUGAUAUAUGUGCAAUGUAAAUAAUAUUUUUCACGAUUAAACGGGGGAAACUCCCGCGUCCAGAUCACGGCAUAAUACAGCCGCGUAUAAAAUGUUUAUAGUCUUGGAUAUAAUCUUGUAAUCUUUCUGUAAUAAAUAUCUCGUUUCGAUUGUA